This is a messenger RNA of Rhea pennata, 783 nucleotides long. It is a transcript of the gene UPK1B, whose product is annotated as uroplakin 1B. The transcript has 7 exons. The record is from RefSeq and is a predicted model, not a curated record. Lineage: Eukaryota; Metazoa; Chordata; Aves; Rheiformes; Rheidae. Gene Ontology annotation, cellular component: membrane. Bases 1 to 783 code for a protein of 260 amino acids.
AUGGCAAAAGAUGAUAACAGCGUACGCAUUUUUCAGGGCCUAUUGAUCUUGGGCAAUGUGGUCAUUGGGAUGUGCGGUAUUGCCCUGACAGCAGAGUGCAUCUUCUUUGUGUCCGAUCCCCAUGGUCUCUACCCUCUGCUGGAAGCUGCAGAAAAUGAUGACAUCUAUGCUGCUGCCUGGAUUGGCAUCUUUGUUGGCUUUGCACUCUUUUCUCUGUCUGUCCUUGGCAUCAUUGGAGUCAUUAAGUCCAACAAGACCUUGCUGCUGGUGUAUAUCAUUCUGAUGCUGAUCACUUAUGCAUUUGAAAUGGCUUCUUGCAUCACAGCGGCAACUCACCGAGACUUUCUCACUCCAAAUCUCUUCCUCAAGCAAAUGCUGGAGAGGUAUCAGAAGCUAGAGACAGACAAUAACAAUGACAAAUGGAUGAGUGAAGGGGUCACAAAAACAUGGGAUAAUCUCAUGCUUCAGAAUCACUGUUGCGGUGUGCAUGGCCCAUCUGACUGGCAGAAGUAUGCAUCUGCUUUCCGGAGUUCGUACAGUGAUGCUGACUACCCUUGGCCACAUCAGUGCUGCGUUAUGGAUGCCCGAGGGUCUCCCGUGAACCUGGAUGGCUGCAAGCUUGGAGUGCCUGGCUACUAUAACAGUAACGGUUGUUAUGAUGCUAUUUCUGGGCCAAUGAACAGACAAGCCUGGGGUGUUGCUUGGUUUGGUUUUGCCAUCCUUUGCUGGACUUUUUGGGUUCUCCUCGGUACAAUGUUCUACUGGAGCAGAAUUGAAUACUGA